CAGUCGAAAGCAAGACAGUGAGGAAGAAAGUUCGAGAAGCAUUGUAGUGAAAAAAUAUACAUAGGCGCAGCGCCGUGUGGUUCUGGGAUAUCCUCACCAGGUGGAGCUUUUAUCAACCGUACACAAUGAAUAAUAAUAAUGAAGCAGGAGCGGAGAGUUGCAGUACAGAUGAACAAGACGAAAUGGUUGCGACGGAGCGUGAACUAGCAGAAGAUGCGCAAUGGAAACGUAUCCAACAAAAUACCUUCACCCGAUGGGCAAACGAACAUUUAAAGACAGUCAACAAACACAUUGGCAACUUGGAAACGGAUUUAUGUGAUGGCUUGCGACUUAUAACCCUCAUUGAAGUGUUAUCCGGCAAAAGGCUACCGAAACAUAACAAACGGCCAACCUUCAGAUCACAAAAACUAGAGAAUGUCUCCGUGGCGCUUAAGUUCCUGGAGGAUGAUGAGUCGAUACGAAUUGUGAAUAUCGAUUCAACAGAUAUUGUGGACUGCAAGUUGAAACUCAUUCUUGGCUUGAUAUGGACGCUGAUCCUUCAUUAUUCCAUUUCUAUGCCCAUGUGGGAAGGAGAAGAAGAACCUCUAUAUGGCGAAGGGAAAGGUCCUACACCCAAACAGAGAUUAUUACACUGGAUCCAGAGCAAACUCCCAGAUCUUCCUAUUACAAACUUCACAUCUGACUGGAAUGAUGGCAAAGCUGUUGGAGCAUUGGUUGAUGCUGUUGCACCAGGGCUCUGCCCGGAUUGGCAAGACUGGAAUCCAAAAGACUCUCUCCAAAAUGCAUCAGAGGCCAUGGGUCUGGCAGAUGAUUGGUUGAACGUUAGACAGUUAAUCAAACCAGAAGAACUGGUGAACCCAAACAUGGAUGAAAUGUCAAUGAUGACAUACCUCUCACAGUACCCAAGUGCGAAGUUGAAGCCAGGAGCACCCUUGCGACCCCGUACUAACCCCAACAGCAUUCCUCCGCCUCGAGUACGGGCAUAUGGCCCCGGAAUUGAACCAUCUGGACCUGUGGUUGGAGCACCAGCAAACUUCACUGUUGAAACAUUCUCUGCUGGUAAAGGCCAAAUUGAUGUCACUGUGGAAAACCCCAAUGGACAACUGGAACCUGUUGAUAUUCGUUUCAAUAAGGAUCGUAAUUUGACAUACAGUGUGUCUUACGUUCCUCGUUUGGAAGGAAAUCACAAAGUGUCUGUAAAAUUUGCUGGACGUGAAAUACCAAAAUCUCCUUACACUGUUGCUGUGGAAGGUCAUGCAGGUGAUCCAAGCAAGGUUACAGCUUCAGGACCUGGGUUACAGCCUGAUGGUGUAAUGAUAAACCGACCAACAUACUUUGACAUCUCUACCAAAGAUGCUGGUCGUGGAGUUCCAGAAGUCAUCAUUCUUGAUCCAUCAGGUCACAAAAACACAGUGCCAGUGAAAGUGCGUCCUAUUUCUCAAGAUGUGUGGCGAUGUGAAUAUGUGUCCCCAGUCGUUGGUUUGCAUUCUGUCAAUGUGUUCUUUGCAGGACAACCCAUACCCAACAGCCCUUAUGGGGUGAGAGUGGCACCAGUGUCAGAUGCUAAGAAGGUGAGGGCCUCAGGCCGAGGUCUGCAGCCAAGUGGAGUACGGGUAGGCGAUGUUGCUGAUUUCAAGAUUUACACAGAAGGAGCAGGAGAAGGAAGCCCAGAAGUGCGUGUUAUUGGACCAGGUGGGGUAAAUGAACCAGUGAAGAUUCGUAAAGUGGAUGGCACAUCCUAUGAAGCAGUUUACCAUCCUCGCAAAGAAGGGCGACAUGUUGUGAUGGUGUCAUUUGCUGGACAGGAGAUUCCACGAUCACCAUUUGAUGUGAAUGUUGGUCCGUACAAGCAGACCAGAAUCCAUGCAUAUGGACCAGGCUUGGUAGGUGGUGUAGUGGGGUACCCUGCCCUCUUCACCGUGGAAACAAAUGGAGAAACUGGAGCUCUAGGUUUCAGUAUUGAGGGUCCAUCACAGGCAAAAAUUGACUGUCAUGACAAUGGUGAUGGUUCUGCCGACGUGCGAUACUAUCCAACUGCCCCAGGGGAAUAUGCUGUACACAUCUUGUGUGACAACGAGGAUAUUCCAAAAUCACCAUACAUUUCUCAGAUUCUUCCAAGUACAGACUAUUACCCUGAUAAGGUUGAGUGCUUUGGUCCUGGUGUGCAGCGUGAUGGAGUGAGUAAAGGCCAACGGGCGCAGUUUACAAUUGAUACACGACGUGCAGGAUCAGCCCCUCUUGAUGUCCAAGUCCUUGAUGCCAACUACAACAACAUUGAUGUAAAUGUUCGUAGUAAUGGUGAUGGUACAUACACUGCAGAAUAUGUCCCCAAGACUGGCUCACGCCAUACAGUGCAGGUGAACUAUGGUGGUGUAGCAACUCAUAACAGUCCCCAUAGGGUGUUUGUGUCAGAACCAGCUAAUGCUGCGAAGGUGCACAUCUUUGGUCCAGGAGUCGAGAAAGGAGUGAAGUGCAACACAGACACACACUUCAAUAUUGACUGCAGAGAGGCGGGACAAGGUGACAUCCAGAUGGCACUGACUAGUGAAAAAGGAACAGAUGUUCCACUUACUGUGACUGACAAUGAGGAUGGAACGUUCACAGUUGACUAUCGUGCACCAACACCUGGGAACUACACACUGAAUGUUCUAUAUGGUGGAGUUACUGUGUCUUGUUGUCCACUCAAAGUACCCAUUCAACCUCAUGUUGAUGUUUCCAAGAUAAAGGUGGAUGGAUUGGAACCAACGGCCCCCGUCAACAGUUUGCAGCAAUUCCGAGUGAUCACACAAGGUGCUGGUAAGGCAGACUUUGCAGUUGCUAUAACUAGUCCUUCAGGAAGUCGAGUGAAGGCACAUGUAAUACCAACAUGUGAAGGAUUUCUGGUGAACUUCACACCAACAGAACUUGGUGAAUACCUUCUCAGUAUAUCAUUCGGUGGAGAACCAGUAUCCCCGACUCCUUAUCGUCUUUCAUGUACAACUGGCAGUGAGCCUGGCAAAGUGUGUGCUUCAGGACCAGGGUUAGCCCGUGGUAUUGUGGGUAAACCUGCAGAAUUUCGCAUUGAUACAAGAGGUGCAGGACAAGGUGGUCUUGGUGUUACGGUGGAAGGACCGUGUGAAGCUGCCAUAAACUGCAGAGACAAUGGGGAUGGGACAUGUUCUGUUGCAUACCUGCCCACGGAGCCCGGAGACUAUGGUAUCAACAUUACCUUCAAUGAUUGUCACAUUCCGGGCUCACCGUUCCAGGCAUUGGUGGUGCCAGAUACAGAUCUGAAGCGCAUCAAAGUGUCGGGAAAUGGCAUUCAACCUCAUGGUGUGUAUGUUGAUUCCCCCACGGAUUUUGUUGUUGAUUCACGUGCCAUUGCCAAACGUGAUGAUGGGAAGGUUACAUGUACCAUCACUAAUCCUUCUGGAACCAAGACUGAGAAUCUCAUUACACCAUUAGCUGAUGGCACAUACCGAAUUAGUUACACCCCAUUUGAAGAAGGCCGUCACACAAUUGAUAUCUUGUAUGAUGGCCUUCCAAUUCCUGGCUCUCCAUUUGUGGUAAAUGUACGCCGGGGCUGUGAUCCCAGCAAAUGCAGGGCAUUUGGACCUGGUUUGGAGCAUGGUUUGGUGAAUCAAGCAAAUAUAUUUACUGUAGAAACAAAAGGUGCAGGCACUGGAGGUUUGGGAUUGGCUAUCGAGGGUCCUUCUGAGGCUAAAAUGACAUGUAAAGACAAUCGUGAUGGUUCUUGCUCAGUGGAAUAUAUUCCCACAGAACCAGGAGAUUAUGAUGUCAGCAUAAAGUUUGCUGAUCAGCACAUCCCUGGUUCUCCAUUCAAGGUGCCUGUGGAUAAUACUGUGGAUGCAUCUUCAGUCAGAGCGUAUGGGCCAGGUUUGGAUCCCAAGAAAUGCCGUGCUGGCACACCUCUAGCAUUCAAAGUUGAUGCAACCAAGUCUGGCAAGGCUCCAUUGGGCGUUAAUAUCCAAUCAGACAGAGGGACAUUGGCACCAGAAGUCCGAGAUAAUGGUGAUGGAACUUAUGAUGUCACCUAUGUGCCACCUUCAGAAGGCAGUAAUGUCAAAGCUAAAAUAACUUGGGAUGGGAAGGAUAUCCCAAACAGCCCAUACCAAUUAAAAGUUCGUCCACGAGUGGAACCAGAUCAGGUUAAAGUUGAGGGCCCUGGUGUGUCAGGCAAGGGCAUUCCUGCAUCCUUACCAGCAGAAUUUACCAUUGACACAAGUCAGGCAGGCUAUGGGGACCUUGAGGUUCAAGUGAAGGGUCCUGAUGGUUAUCCCCGGAAAGUGAAGGUGGCAGACAAUGGGGAUGGCAUAUUUAAAGCAACCUACAUUCCUGAUGAUUGUGGGCGAUACAAAGUUAGUGUCAAAUAUGGUGGAAAAGAAGUGCCACAUGCUCCAUUCCAAGUUCAAGCUUUUGCAACCGGCAGUGCAGAGAAAUGUCGUAUCACAGAAGGUAUUCAGCAUGCUUUGACAAGUGGGGAAGAAUACUGCAUCACUGUGAAUGCUCAGAAUGCUGGCUAUGGAGCUGUCACCUGCCGUAUUCGUUCCACAUCAGGCAGUGACUUGGACAUCGAUAUUGAAGACAAUGGAGACGGAACGUUCAGCAUCUACUACACGGUGAAGGAUGCAGGUGACUAUACCCUGAGUGUGAAAUUUGGUGGCCAACCGGUACCAGAUGGCUUCUAUACUUUCACGGCUGCAUCAGAGGACUACGUGAAGCAGACAACAGCUUCCAAGGAUACCCGACACCCUGGUCAGCAGCAGUAUCGCCCUGUGCAGUUGGACAACAUCCCUCUGCCUACCACAGGAGGGCACGUUACAGCUGAAAUAAAAAUGCCAAGUGGAAACAUAGACAAACCGAUUAUUGAAGACAACCGAGAUGGAACUGUAAGCGUUAAAUAUGAGCCUCGAGAGGAAGGGCUGCAUGAACUCUCAGUGAAAUAUAAUGGAGAACAUGUACAAGGUUCACCAUUCAGAUUCCAUGUGGAUUCUCUCAGUAGUGGGUAUGUGACAGCAUAUGGACCAGGUCUUACCCAUGGUGUUUGUGGUGAACCCUCCAAUUUUACUAUCUCAACGAAGGGGGCAGGAGCAGGUGGUUUGUCCUUGGCAGUUGAAGGUCCAAGCAAAGCAGAGAUCAGCUGCCAUGACAACAAAGAUGGCACAGUAUCAGUAUCAUAUUUACCAACAGCUCCAGGAGAAUAUAAAAUCUCUGUCAAGUUCGGUGACAAGCAUAUCAAGGGCAGUCCCUACAAUGCAAAGAUAACAGGAGAAGGAAGGAAAAGGAACCAAAUCUCAGUUGGCUCCUGCAGUGAAGUGUCAUUCCCAGGAAAGGUUUCAGAUGCAGACAUCAGAUCACUGAAUGCCUCAAUCCAAGCACCAAGUGGACUGGAAGAACCUUGCUUCUUGAAACGACUUCCAAAUGGCAAUAUUGGAAUAUCCUUUACUCCUCGUGAGGUUGGAGAACAUACUGUAUCUGUGAAGCGCCUCGGUAAACACAUUGCCAAUUCACCUUUCAAGAUAAAUGUUGGAGAGAGAGAAGUUGGAGAUGCCAAGAAGGUGAAAGUGUCAGGGUCUGCCCUCAAGGAAGGCAAAACACAUGUGGACAACACAUUCACUGUGGACACCCGGAAUGCAGGUUAUGGUGGUCUUUCCCUCUCAAUUGAGGGUCCUAGCAAGGCAGAGAUUCAGUGCAAAGACAAUGAAGAUGGAACUCUGAACAUCUCAUACAAGCCCACAGAACCUGGUUACUACAUUGUGAAUCUCAAGUUCGCUGACCACCAUGUGGAUGGCUCACCCUUCACUGUGAAGGUUGGCGGAGAAGGCUCAAACAGACAACGGGAGAAGAUCCAACGCCAAAGAGAAGCUGUACCCAUUACAGAAGUUGGCAGCGAGUGUAAACUGACCUUCAAGAUGCCAGGAAUCACAUCAUUUGAUCUUUCUGCCACGGUGACAUCACCUGGAGGAGUGACUGAGGAUGCAGAGAUCAAUGAAGUUGAAGAUGGUCUGUAUGCUGUUCACUUUGUUCCGAAGGAACUGGGCGUCCAUACAGUGUCAGUUAAAUACAAAGACAUACAUAUACCAGGGUCACCAUUCCAGUUCACUGUUGGCCCACUUAAAGAUGGAGGUGCACAUCGUGUACAUGCCGGUGGCCCAGGUCUUGAACGAGGUGAACAGGGCCAACCCUGUGAAUUCAAUGUUUGGACUCGUGAGGCAGGAGCCGGUUCCCUUGCCAUAUCUGUUGAGGGCCCCAGCAAAGCAGGAAUAGACUUCAAGGACCGUAAGGAUGGUUCUUGCUACGUCAGUUAUGUGGUCUCAGAACCAGGUGAAUACCGAGUGGGAAUCAAGUUCAAUGAUCAACACAUCCCUGACUCCCCUUACAAGCUGUUCAUCUCCCCAGCAAUGGGGGAUGCACACAAGCUGGAGGUAUUCCAGUUUCCAAGUGCUGGCGUACAAGCAGACAAGCCUGCAGCCUUCCUUGUGCGGAAGAAUGGAGCUAAGGGAGAGCUGGACGCUAAGAUUGUUUCCCCAUCUGGAACUGAGGAUGAUUGCUUCAUCCAGACAAUAGAUUCUGACACUUACUCAGUGCGGUUUAUGCCUCGAGAAAAUGGUAUUCACAACAUCCAUGUGAAGUUCAAUGGUGUUCACAUCCCAGGCUCACCAUACCGCAUCAAAGUUGGUAAAGAGGAUGCAGACCCAGCAGCAGUCCAUGCGCAUGGAAAUGGGCUGGGUGAGGUGAAGACAGGCCAGAAGACAGACUUCCUAGUUGACACAUGUAGUGCUGGUGCUGGAACACUGGCAGUGACAAUAGAUGGCCCAUCCAAAGUGUCAAUGGAUUGUACAGAAGUGGAAGAAGGUUACAAAGUGCGCUACACCCCCCUUGUACCAGGUGACUACUUCAUCAGCAUCAAGUACAAUGGCUACCACAUCGUGGGCUCACCAUUCAAGGUUACGUGUACAGGUGAGGAUCUGGCAGAGAGAGGAGCUCAAGAAACAUCAUCUGUUGUCGUAGAAACUGUGCAGAAGGUGGCCAAGAGCAAACAAGUAGGACCUGUUCUUCCCUUGUUCAAGUCAGAUGCUUCAAAAGUGACUAGCAAAGGCAUGGGCCUCAAGAAAGCAUAUCUGCAAAAGCAGAAUAUGUUCACAGUUCAUGCAGGAGAUGCAGGGAACAAUAUUCUGUAUGUGGGUGUGUAUGGGCCCAAAAGCCCAUGUGAAGAGGUGUUCAUCAAACAUAUGGGUCGCAACAACUACCAAGUAAACUAUGUUGUGCGGGAUCGAGGCGAAUACAUUGUCAUUGUGAAGUGGGGAGAUGAUCAUAUCCCAGGCUCACCCUUUAAAGUGGAAGUGUGAUUGCUGAGUUUCCAUGGCAUUUCGUACGUUUAUUACCUAAGCAAUAUCAGCAAAUUUCUAGGAUUUAACAUUAAGGAAGGAUUUUGAAGUGCCACAGAAACUCAACUGGAAAGAAUGUAAUGGUGGAUUACGCAUUCAUAUCUGGGUACGUUUAGGAGGAUAGUAAUAAGUACUUCAAUAACAGCAUUUUAACUAGAAUAUGGGGAAGUAGAAAGUGCUUGAAGGAUGUAUUCAUUCACAUUCAGAACACAGUGAAAUGGUUCUUUGUUGUGGAUUCCUGAGGCCAUUCACUAGAUAGCAGCUGCACAUCUGACAUCUUAAAUUUUUCAAAUGUAAGAGACUAUAUGAGUAUAUAUGACAUUUCUUUCACUUUUAUCGUGAUACAUAAUUAGAGCAUACGAGUACAUGGCAACCAGAGGCCUCCUUUGUGUGAAGCUAUUUUUAAUUUUGGAUUGUACAGUAUGUUAAUUUAUUUUCCCAAACAUCUGAAGAAAGUGACAAAACAGCAUAUCAGGUGUUCCACCAUUAAUAGCCGAGUAGCCAUGGACGUGAUAUUCCAAUGACAUGUGAACUUGCAUGUAUAGAAUUUAAAAUCGCAGUGUGGUUUACAGUGUGCUCAUUUAUUUUUGGACAGUUAAUUUCAGAAACGCUGAACUUGUCGAGACAUUUGCGAUAGUUUCUUAAGGAAGUCUUCCACACAUGAACUCAAAACCAUUCCACUUGCCACUUCCCAGCAUGUGUUGCAGAAGAGACAAAUCAUUCCACUUGAGUUUCUGUGAUAUACCAUCCUGCUGUUUCAAUGUGGUAAAAAGUGCCUUAAAUGAUACAUAUUGUUAAUUUCUGAUAACCUGCAGUCAGAAAUAUUAUUGGCAAUGAUACACAGGACAUCCACCAAUGAUCUGACCAUUUAACAGAAUUGUGCCUUGCAACCAAUGUAUGCAGAAUCUUUACCGUUCUCUUGGCAACAUCAAUUAGCAUUUAAGGAUGGGAAAUCCUGGUUUCCUAGUCAGUUGAAAUUUUGAAUUUAAAUGAUUUAAAGAAUUAUGUUUUCUAUUUUAAGCUGCUUUACACUUGUUUUAUCAAACUGUGCUAUGUGUAAUUUGGACAAAAUAUUUUAUUAUAUGUUGCUCAAUAUGUAUGUUACACAGUACUCUGCCAAAAUUCAGAUAAUAAAGAAAAUGUGAUAACAAUUGAAAAAUGAGAACCAGGGAGAGGUUUGUAAUGAGAAGAACAAUAUAUAGAGUGAACUCCACCAUUUUCUCAGUUGCUAUUACAUACAGACUGGAGUCGUAAAAUCUGCUUGUGUGAUAUUUAUAUGCACCUUUUAUUGUUACACAUUGAAAUACUCUACAAACAUAAAAUCAUUAUAGAAUUGCAGAUGUUAUGGUCGUUUCCUGGUAGUCAUGUGCAUGUAUCUAAGGCCGGCAAGGAAUAAUGUUUUUUCCUUCAAUUUUAUACUAUUUAUUUUUCAUUCUUUUCAUUUGCUUGUUCUUACUAUCUUUUAUCUUCCAGAGUCUAUUAUUGUUACUAGUGGCGACAUGCAAGUAACGUCAUAUUAUUAAGUAGUGUGUCACUGUUAGAUUUAUAUGCCCAUAUAUUUAAUUUACACUGCCCUUACUAAAAUUCAGUCUUUUAAUACAAUUAAAAUUAUUCAAAAUGAUUGUAGAAUUGUCAGCCUCGUUUGUUUCAAAUGAAUGUAUGUAGAUUGAGUCCCAUUUAACAAAUGAAGAGAAGAUUGCCAAAUUUGUAUGAAUACUAUGUGUGUUUGAAGCAACAUUCAUGCUUCAGAUUCAAAAGACAAAGCAAAAUCUCAAUUUCAGUCAUUUUGAAGUGUAUUUUAAUAUAACUUUAUUUCCUUGGCUCUUUGAUAGGGUAUAGUACCCAAUGACCAGUCGCCACUGAUUGUUGCAGAUGAUAUUUUUGUAGUUAGUAUGAUACAUGACAGUUUUGUUAGAGGAAAUCAAUUUAAAUAUAGCUUUGAGCUUUUUAUUGCAGAAUUCUCAAGUAAAUAGCAAGUGCCUUACACUGUGACAAAAGAAAUAAUGAAUUCUGAGCAAAGUUUUUAUUAGAUUGCAGAAAACUUGUAAUUUUUUCUUUAUGCUGUAGCUUAUAACUAGUGUAAUAUAUUAUAAAAUAAAUCCUGUACAUAUUUC
Messenger RNA from Cryptotermes secundus, 9502 nucleotides. It is a transcript of the gene cher, whose product is annotated as filamin-A. Gene Ontology annotation, molecular function: actin filament binding. NCBI's taxonomy places the organism in Eukaryota, Metazoa, Arthropoda, Insecta, Blattodea, Kalotermitidae. The coding region runs from base 126 to 7349 and encodes 2407 amino acids. The record is from RefSeq and is a predicted model, not a curated record. The transcript has 41 exons. Gene Ontology annotation, biological process: actin cytoskeleton organization.